Messenger RNA from Athene cunicularia (burrowing owl), 4648 nucleotides. It is a transcript of the gene IGHMBP2, whose product is annotated as immunoglobulin mu DNA binding protein 2. Gene Ontology annotation, molecular function: 5'-3' DNA helicase activity; DNA binding; RNA binding. The record is from RefSeq and is a predicted model, not a curated record. The transcript has 15 exons. Bases 8 to 2971 code for a protein of 987 amino acids. Lineage: Eukaryota; Metazoa; Chordata; Aves; Strigiformes; Strigidae.
CAGGGCCAUGGCGGCGGAGGCGGCGGAGCGGCACCUGGAGCUGCUGCGGGAGGAGCGGGAGGCCGAGCUCGCCGAGAGCAGGGCAUGGCAGGAAAGUGUCUCCCUGAAGGAGCUGCAGCGCAGAGGUGUCUGCUUGCUGAAACUCCAAGCUGCCAGCCAGAGAACCGGCCUCUACGGACGGCUGCUUGUGACCUUCCAGCCUAGGAAACAUGAUUCAGAUGCUGAGCUGCCCUAUAACAGCUUUGGCCCUGGGGACAUCGUGGGCCUUUAUGAUUCAGCUGGGCAGGGUGAUCUGCUCUCCAGUGGCAUCGUAACACGCAUCACCUCCAAAGCAGUGACUGUUGCCUUUGAGGAGUCUCGGGAUGGGCUGCCGAGUCUGCACCAGGAGGGCUCUUACCGCCUGCUCCAACUCGCCAACGACGUCACCUACAACAGGCUGAAAAAAGCUCUAAAUUCACUGAAGCAGUAUCACGGUGGUCCAGCCUCUGACCUGAUCGACGUCCUCUUCUUUUCUUCUGAUCCAAGUGCAUUCAGUGAAACAAAGCCCCUGAAGCUUUACAACGACACGCUGGAUGCAUCACAGAGGGAGGCCGUCUCCUUCUCCCUGGCACAGAGGGAGCUUGCCAUCAUCCACGGGCCUCCUGGCACAGGGAAGACCACAACCCUAGUAGAGAUCAUCCUGCAAGCUAUACAGCAAGGCCUGAAAGUCCUGUGCUGUGCCCCUUCCAACGUCGCUGUGGAUAACCUGGUGGAAAGGCUGGCUGGCCACAAGGCCCGCGUCCUGCGGUUGGGCCACCCUGCUCGCCUGCUGCAGCCCAUCCAGCACCACUCCCUGGACGCCGUCUUAGCCCGUGGUGACAGCGCUGAGAUAGUGGCAGAUAUCAGGAAGGACAUCGACCAGGCCUUGGCGAAAACCAAAAAGGCUCAAGACAAGGGAGAGCGGAGCCAUUUUCUCAGUGAGAUUAAGGUGCUGAGAAAGGAGCUGAAGGAACGUGAAGAAGCUGCCAUGGCUGCAGCCCUUAGCCAUGCCAGUGUUGUCCUUGCUACGAAUACAGGUGCUUCCUCUGAGGGCCCACUGAAGCUGCUUCCUGAAAAUCACUUUGAUCUGGUGGUGAUAGACGAGUGUGCACAGGCCCUGGAAGCCAGUUGCUGGAUCCCUCUGCUGAAGGCUCCAAAGUGCAUCCUGGCCGGGGAUCACAAACAGCUUCCCCCCACCAUCAUCUCUCACACGGCCGCUGCCAAGGGCCUCUCGCUCAGCCUGAUGGAGCGUCUCACUGAGCGGUACGGCGAGAAGGUUGUGAGGAUGCUGACAGUGCAGUACCGAAUGCACCAGGCCAUCAUGCAGUGGGCUUCCAUGGAGAUGUACGGCGGCCGGCUCACUGCUCACCCUUCAGUCGCCCAGCAUUUGCUCAAGGACCUGCCGGGUGUCACCUCUACAGAAGAGACCUCAAUUCCCUUAUUGCUUAUAGACACUGCUGGCUGUGGCCUGUUUGAGCUGGAAGUGGAAGAUGAACAGUCUAAGGGGAAUCCAGGGGAGGUGCAGCUGGCUGGUUUGCACAUCCAGGCCUUGGUGGAAGCUGGUGUGAAGGCAAGAGACAUCGCUGUUGUGGCCCCCUACAACCUCCAGGUGGACAUGCUAAGAGAGCACCUUUGCCACAGGUACCCAGAGCUGGAAGUUAAGUCAGUGGAUGGUUUCCAGGGAAGGGAGAAGGAGGCAGUGAUCCUGUCAUUUGUCAGAUCCAACAGGAGAGGUGAGGUGGGCUUUCUGUCGGAAGAGCGGAGGAUAAACGUGGCGGUGACCCGCGCCCGGCGCCAUGUGGCCAUCAUCUGUGACACCCACACCGUCACCUCCCAGGCCUUUCUGAAGCGGCUGGUGGAUUAUUUCAGUGGGCACGGGGAGGUGCGCACAGCCUUCGAGUACCUCGACAACCUCGCGCCCGAAUGCUAUGCUCAGGAGGGCCGUGGUGAGCGGCAGCGAGGGGCAAAGCUCCCUGCAGCACCUGGCCCCAAACUGCAGCUGCCGGCGGGGAGGAAGCUCAAAGCAGCAGCAGCGGCCGAAGCAGCGUGUCGGAAGCCAGAAGCGCAUUUCUCUCCCAGCACCAGUGGACCUGGGAGUGAGAGCCCAGGGACAAAAGACGGUGCUGAGAAGUUCAAGGCUGUGCUGGCGGCCUUCCUGGAGAGUGACGAGGUGCAGCUGGAUUUCCCCCCGUCCCUCAGUUCCCACGAUCGGAUGCUGGUUCACCUGACGGCGGAGGACUACAGGCUGCAGCACUGGAGCACUGGGGAGGGCCGGGACCGGUUCGUCAGCGUUCGCAAGAAAGAGCCUGCCGAGCCGUCGCGACCCACAGCCACCCUCCCCAGCCAGCAGCUCCCCAUUCCUCAGCCACAGCGUCCCAGCGGAGAAACCCCCAGCCCCGCUGAGCCAGGAGGAAGCAGCGAAGGCUCAGGGAAACUGGACCUGAAAACCCUGCACCUGGAGAGAGUCCGGAGGGAGGAAGCCAGACGGGAGGAGGCAGCCAAGAAGGCUCAGGAGCUCAGCACCGGCCUUCCAUGCAGCAGCAGGAAAAAAGACAAAACCGAAGCCAAAGGAAAGGCAGCAGUUAAGAGUGGGGCAGACAGCGUUGCAGAAGAGGAUAUCGACGCUCUGAUUUCUGCUGCCGUUAAAGCUGACACCACCUGCAGCUUCCCCCGCUGCAAAGCCAGUGUAACAACCCUGGGACAGCUCUGCCUGCACUGCAACAGCCGCUACUGCCUCAGCCACCACAUCCCGGAGGUUCACGGCUGCGGGGCCAAGGCCAAGGCCCACGCACGGCAGAGGAUCAGCAGGGAGGGGGUUCUCUACCCUGGGAGCGGCUCCAAAGACAAGUCCCUGGACCCGGCCAGGAGAGCCCAGCUCCAGCGGCGCCUGGACAAGAAGCUCAACGAACUGACCAGCCAGAGAAAGAGCAAAAAGAGAGACAAGGAGAAGUGAUGAAGGACCCGAAUGCUGCUUUUUUAACCUUGAAGUCACAGGUCAGGCUCCAUAAACCAAAGAUGCUAUUAAAGCUCCAGGGCUGUGCUGAGCCCACAAGGAACACGGGUGAUCUGGGUUUGGGUGGUGGACACCUUGGAGCAGGAGUGCCUAAAUAAAGAGGGGCUGGGCCCCCCUAAACUGCAGAGCUGGAAGACAGAGAGCAGCUUUGCUGGUCCCCCUUAUCCUUGCUGCUGAAGGCAUGGAGGGGCCCAGAGAGGCUGGGAAUGCCAGCAGAUGGGCACUGGAACACCUAAAGCAGUUGGCUGCUGCUGGGACAUUUUUCCUUGCUACAGUAAAAAGAUAAAUGUGUGUGAGCAAGAACAUGAGAGGAGCUGAAAAGAGGAGGAGGCUUUCCUCAGGGGAGGGUGACUAAGGAAGCGGGUGCCUCCAGCUCCCUUCUCCCACUCCAGCACCCCUCCCAGCCCUGCUCGGAGCGAGGGCAGCUGGCGUGUCCAUGCAGCAGAUUGCAGGGGCUGUGACGUAGCCCAGCACGUUUCUGUCUCUUCCCAAGUGCUAGAUGAGGUGGCUAAGAAUCAGAUUUUCCCCCAGACUUCAGUCCGUGUUCAUCCCGGCUAUGAACACCUUUCAAAAAAAACCUCUUCAGCAAACCUCAUCCUUCCAAAACACCCUUUGCAGCCCCAGUCGUGGGCCAGCCCGGCCUGUGCCUGUCUCAGCUCCGAGCAGCGCUUGGCUCGUGCCCUGGCCCUGCGGCAGGGAUGGCACCAGCUGGCACAGCAGCAGAUGGGACACGGGGGCUUGGGGAGGGGAAGGUGAGGAGGGAGAGCCGGAGCAUGGGAGAAGAAAAUCUGCGCGUCGGUGAGCGGUGCUGGGCGUACACAGGGCAAAGAGCCAGAGCAGCGCCUGUGUCAGGGGGACAUGCCACAGAGAAAUCACAGCCUUGUCCCAAAGUGAAGGUCAGGCAGGGAAGAGGGAUAAGCAGAAAGGAAAAUUGCUGCCAGCUGGGGGUACCACAACCAUGUUAUCUUUAUUCAGGAAUAAAUGGCUCAUUCACACUUUUUUUCCACCCCCUCUGCUCAAAUCAUUCAAGCACCCACCUCGCUGCCCAUCCUGCCCCCGUAGCACCAGCUUUCUGGCAAACAGCCCCAAACGCCCCCAAAUCCUGGGUUCCUGCUGACAUCCUGCAGGCAGAGCCCAGCUGGGCCCCAGGGCAGCAUCUGCCCACCAACCCUUGCUGUGGGGGACAGCUGUUGGCCCCCCAGAACCCCCAAACCUUACCCAAGGGCUGGUUAUGAGCAGGCAGGAUCCAGGCUUUUCCCCUCCCUUCCCCUGAAACAGGAGCUGAGCUUAAAAAUUAUGAAAUUAGGGGUCUCUUGUGUCUGCCUUCGGUCACAGGGCCAAGACGUUCCUCUCAGUGCUCCAAGUUUGGAUAAAACAAGCGAGUUUGGGGAUAAGCAAGUCAAAGGGCAACGCCAGGACUGUGCUUGUACGAAAGAACCCCCAGACAUGAGAUUUGUGUCAGAAGUGGAGGAAUUUGCUGUGGGGUUGUAAGCAACCCCAAGGGUUAGUUUAGCUGGAAGAGGGCCAGGUGGGGGGGGGAAAAGCCAACCCCGAUUGUGUUGGACCUUUAGAGGAUCACAGCCUGGUACUGACCUCAAACACAAGAAAGCUGGAAAA